CAUUGCUGGGAGCGUCUACCUGUGCGAUAACAACCUCCACAUCACCAAGACAUCUAGAGACGUCUAGAGGCGAGAGACACUUGGACUGUACCCGUGAUACAUUGUGAAGUAUUUAACCACGAUGAUGAAGUUGAGUUUGGCCGUGUUGGUGUUGUGUGUGGCGGCCUGUACCGCAGACACAUCCUAUAAAGUAAACAUCAAUAACACUUACGUGGAAUUUAUGACAAAAUCGCUAAUGGCGUCCAAACAGAGUGACAUUUCCAAAGACGAAAAUAAACUGACUGUAAUGUUCGCGGAUCUUCAGCAGGUCAAAGCUGAUAAUGCUCCAAUUGCUGGUCUAAACAACACUCUGCCUGCAGCAAUGUUCACGUUUGAAGAUGAGACAGACGAGACUUCAGGGGACAUUACUUUUAAGCGUCGGGUAGGCAAUGCGUCUGUCUUUGAAGGAACGUUUAAGGUGUACAUUGAAUUGUUUACCAAGGGCGGUAACAUCACAAUGGACGGGGAAACUACGACAGUGAUGGAGGGAGGCGUGAGAGUGGUUGUGGAGAUGGCGGCCAUGACGUUUGCGGAAGAUGCUGCCACCUUGAAGCUGAUGCUAAACAUUAAAGGACCUGCCACCCCGGCAAUGUUGACACCUGCGGGGACAGAUGGGGUCGCCUACAAUCUCGGGGAGGGUGGCGCUGUCAGACUCUCCAAGAAGGUGAUGAUAAUUACACAGGGCGCUUCCUAUCAGUCUGUGACUCCGAUGAUGUCUGGUAACGACUUCAGCUUCAGCCUCCCUAAAGGUUCCUCCGUGAAAUAUAGCUUCUUCCUCCAGCUGUCUAAAGCGAAGAUGGGUGGUGGUGAUGACCCCAGUGCUGCUGCUGCAGUCACCCCGCUCCUGGUCACGUGGGUCGUGGCCGCCGCCUGUAAACUUCUGUUUUAAUGCUUUACGGUCUUUGUCAGGCUCUCCGCCCAUCUGUCCCGUGCCUUACUUGGAUUGGGCGUUACUAGGAAACGGUUGAAAACGGUUACAUCGAGUGGCGCACAGGUUGUGGCCUGCAUCUGUAUUUUAAUGUGAGAUACUUGGUUUGUUUGUUUGUUUGUUGUUUUACGCCGCACUCAGCAAUAUCCCAGCUAUAUGACGGCGGUCUGUAAAUAAUCAAGUCUGGACCAGACAAUCCAGUGAUUAACAUCAUGAGCAUCGUUCCACGUAAUUGGGAUACUAUGACAUGCAUCAACCAGGUCAGCGAGCUUGACCAUCCGAUCCCGUUAGUCGCUUCUUACGACAAGCAUAGUCGCCUUUUACGGCAGGCAUGGGUUGGCAUGGGUUGUCCAUCUGAUUGUCUUUAGAGAACACAGUCGUGAUUAAUGCUGCCCUUGUAUUACAACAAAUAAUGUAUGUCUUUCAUGUUCUUUUCACAUUUAGUACCAUCCUCGGCACUGCAGGGACUUGUUUAUAUUCGUCUUGAUUAUAAGGAGUCUGCGUGUUUCAGCUGUGUGUUUGAGUAUAUCUGCUCCCAUGACGGCCGAUGUACUCGAGGAGUCAGACACUAUGACAAUAACAGCUUGUUUGAAAUCCUGUAAAUGUAGCUUGUAGAUAGACAGACACAUAAACAUCAUCUUGUGAGUUGGGCAUAAUGCUUUGAAUGUGGUCACUGUUUUAACCUCGCCAUGCCUAAAAUGUUUCGGUAGGCACCUCGUUUAUUCGGAAACCUUUCUGUUCGGACGCCACCACCACCGCCACCACACACACCACCUCCACCUUAUGCUGUGUUAUGAAGCCACGAUGUGGUCAUUAUAUAAACCUGUUGAUUAUUAAAAGUUAUACGUUAACAAUUCAUAAAUCACGUGAUUAUAUUUUUCUCCAUUUAUCAUUUGUUUUGUUUGAGUAGUGACUUAUUUCUUAGGACCUUUCUACCCCAAUAAACAUCAUAUAUACAAAUAA
Messenger RNA from Haliotis rufescens (red abalone), 1930 nucleotides. RefSeq lists its product as uncharacterized. The coding region runs from base 122 to 928 and encodes 268 amino acids. The transcript has 2 exons. Lineage: Eukaryota; Metazoa; Mollusca; Gastropoda; Lepetellida; Haliotidae. The record is from RefSeq and is a predicted model, not a curated record.